CCCUGACCUCGUGAAAGUUGAAAACCCUUGUUAAUAUAGGCCUCUCGCAAACAUUACAUAAAACCACUCUCUCUCUCUCUCUCUCUCUCUCUCUCUCUGUGUCUUGGCCACUCACCACUCCACCAGGGAUUUAUCUAGGGUUUCGUCUCUCUGUCAGCCAUGGCGAAGCCAAGCCAAGGCCGUCGCUCGCCACUUUCAGGCUCCGGUUCUGACUCAUCGUCACGCUCCCGCUCGCGUUCGCGCUCCUUCUCAGGCACCGACUCGCGCUCCAGCUCUCGAUCUCGCUCCAGGUCCUUCUCUUCCUCCUCUCCGUCCCGGAGUGGCAGCUCUCGUAGCCGAAGCCCUCCCUCCAAAAAAAGUCCUGAAGUUCCUAGACGAGGUCGUUCUCCACCACCACAAGCUAAAAAGGCAUCUCCACCCCCAAGGAAAGCUUCUCCAAUUCGCGAGUCACUUAUUCUUCACAUUGACCAGCUUACGAGGAAUGUGCAUGAAGGCCAUUUACGAGAAAUAUUUUGUAACUUUGGUGAUGUUGUCAAAGUGGAGCUGGCAAUGGAUCGUGCUGUUAAUCUUCCAAAAGGAUUUGGAUAUGUUGAGUUCAAGACGAGAGCAGAUGCUGAAAAAGCACAGUUAUAUAUGGAUGGCGCUCAAAUUGAUGGUAAUGUAAUCCGAGCGAGGUUUACAUUACCUCAGCGUCAGAAGGGAUCACCACCACCUAAGCCUGUUUCCACUGCUCCAAAGAGAGAUGCUGUGAAAACUGAUGGUGUCAAUGCUGACAAAGAUGGACCGAAGCGACCAAGGGAAGCUUCUCCUCGUCGGAGGCCACCUCUCUCACCACGAAGGAGAUCCCCUGUAGCUCGCAGAGGUGGAUCUCCAAGACGACCGCCAGAUUCUCCACCACGUCGUCGUGCUGGCUCUCCUGCUCGUCGUGGUGAUACUUCUCCAAGGAGGAGGCUUGCAUCUCCAUCUAGAGGUCGUUCUGGAUCUCCGCCACCAAGGCGACGUUCCCCUGUUAGGAUACGUGGCAGUCCCAUUCGUAGACGCUCUCCUUUUCCUCCAAGGCGCCGUUCACCUCCUAGACGGGUUCGUAGUCCUCCCAGAAGGUCUCCAAUCAAUCGUAGGCGUAGCCGGUCUCCUAAUCGUAGGCUUGCUCGAUCACGAUCAAGGUCAAUCUCGCCGCGGAGAGGUCGAGGGCCACCUACUAGACGUGGGAGGUCGUCAUCAUACUCUGGAUCACCUAGUCCAAGGAAGGUACCCCGAAAGAUAUCUCGUAGUCCAAGAAGGUCUUUGAGGAGAAGAAGCAGUAGCAAGAGCAGCAGCAGCAGUUCACCUCCUCGUAAGCCAUAGGUCUUUACGAGAAACAAGCAGUAGCUGUUCCCCCUCCCUCUUGCACUCAGCAGCCAUGGAUAUGUAAUAUCAAGAUUCGCUAGAGUUACUGAUAUUCUCGGAGUUCAUAUUUCUUUUUGUAUUGAUGUUCCCCCUCCCUCUUGCACUCAGUAGCCAUGGAUAUGUAGUAUCAAGAUUCGCUGGAGUAACUGAUGUUCUCGGCGUUCAUGUUUCUUUUCGCGUUGAUUACGAGCCAACAGGGUGCAGUUGUGCUAUUUUGAGCUAGUCUUUUAGUUGUUUAACUUGUUUAUUUCCAUGACUGUAUCCACAUAAUGUGGGAACGAAGUAUGAUGCUUGAUUGAACAUUGGUAAAAAUCUAUUGUAUAAACAGGUGUAUGAUAUGAAUUUUUUUUUUAAA
Prunus mume (Japanese apricot) is the source of this 1741-nucleotide messenger RNA. Its product is annotated as arginine/serine-rich protein-like protein. Gene Ontology annotation, biological process: mRNA splicing, via spliceosome. Gene Ontology annotation, molecular function: RNA binding. Gene Ontology annotation, cellular component: nucleoplasm; ASAP complex; cytoplasm. The record is from RefSeq and is a predicted model, not a curated record. Lineage: Eukaryota; Viridiplantae; Streptophyta; Magnoliopsida; Rosales; Rosaceae.